Tribolium madens (black flour beetle) is the source of this 1196-nucleotide messenger RNA. RefSeq names its product probable cytosolic iron-sulfur protein assembly protein Ciao1 (gene Ciao1). Gene Ontology annotation, molecular function: protein binding. The transcript is spliced from 2 exons. The coding region runs from base 172 to 1179 and encodes 335 amino acids. Gene Ontology annotation, biological process: iron-sulfur cluster assembly. Lineage: Eukaryota; Metazoa; Arthropoda; Insecta; Coleoptera; Tenebrionidae. Gene Ontology annotation, cellular component: cytosolic [4Fe-4S] assembly targeting complex. The record is from RefSeq and is a predicted model, not a curated record.
GCUUCAACAGUCGUACCAACCCAAACAAGUUAAGUCGCAAAUAACGCUUUUCCUCACUUUUUAUCGCAAACUACUCAUUGGUAAGCCUUUCAGACGCAUUUCUGGCCCCUUUUCCCUUUACAAAACCCCAAUUUAACCCCCAUUUUUGUCGCUCGCUGACCCUAACCUCAAAUGUCAAAACUGGAGCCCCUUCAGACUUUAUCAAAGCACACGGGACGCGUAUGGGACGUCAGUUGGCACCCCAAAGGCCAGACUUUCGCGUCGUGUGGCGAAGACAAGACUAUCCGGAUUUGGUUGAAAGACUCCGACUCGAAAUGGUCAAACAAGGUGAUUCUCACUGAUGGCCACACACGCACAAUUCGGGAGGUUGCAUGGUCCCCCUGUGGCAACUACCUCGCUUCGGCCUCCUUCGACACCACCACCUGCAUCUGGGAUAAGAAAUCGGGCGAAUUCGAGUGCAAUGCCACACUCGAGGGGCACGAAAACGAGGUUAAGAGCGUGUCUUGGUCGAAAUCGGGGCGCUUUUUGGCCACUUGCAGUCGAGACAAGUCAGUGUGGAUUUGGGAGAUCGCCGACGAGGACGAGUACGACUGUGCGGCCGUGUUGAGUGCACACACCCAAGACGUGAAGAAGGUCGUGUGGCACCCACAGGAAGACAUCCUCGCCUCGGCCUCCUACGACAACACAGUGAAACUAUUCAAAGAGGACCAAUCAGACAACGAUUGGGUCUGUUUUGCGACGUUGCAAGGACACGAAUCGACCGUUUGGAGUCUCAGUUGGGGCCCCACGGGGACAAGACUUGUCUCGUGUAGCGACGACGCCACUUUGAAAAUCUGGCAACAGUUCAAACCCGGAAACACUGAGGGGGUUAUCACCGAUGACGAAACGUGGAAAUGUGUGUGUACAAUAUCAGGGUACCACAAUAGAACCAUUUAUGACGUGUCCUGGAACCCCACAAGUGACUUAAUCGCCACGGCUUGCGGUGACGACGCUAUCAGAAUUUUUAAAGAGGAUCAAGGGUGCACCCCAGGGGCCCCCACUUUCAGUCAAGUGACGUGCAUACAGCGGGCCCACACCCAAGACGUCAAUUGCGUGGCAUGGAACCCCAUCCUAAGUGACAUUUUAGUGUCUUGUAGCGACGAUGGGGAAAUUAAAUUGUGGAAAUUUAUCCCUGAAUAAAAUUAAAUGUUUCACAA